This is a messenger RNA of Elgaria multicarinata webbii, 3213 nucleotides long. RefSeq names its product oocyte zinc finger protein XlCOF6-like. Bases 228 to 2555 code for a protein of 775 amino acids. NCBI's taxonomy places the organism in Eukaryota, Metazoa, Chordata, Lepidosauria, Squamata, Anguidae. The record is from RefSeq and is a predicted model, not a curated record. The transcript is spliced from 2 exons. Gene Ontology annotation, biological process: regulation of transcription by RNA polymerase II. Gene Ontology annotation, molecular function: RNA polymerase II cis-regulatory region sequence-specific DNA binding; DNA-binding transcription factor activity.
AUUCCCCUGUAAGGAAAGGGAGGAGGAAGAGGUUGGUCCCGGGCCGGCAAAGAGCCAAGGAUGCAUGGGGAGGAAAAGCAAAUGAAAGAGUACAUCAAGUGUCCAGAGAAAGUGACAAGUUGCUAGAUGUGAAAGAGAAUAUUGGCAGUCAAGAUAGGAUAAACAAGCUGGAGGGGAAGCCAAGUAAUAAAGAGAGGGAUAUAUGUCUGGAUUCGGACCUCCAUGCAAUGAUGGUAAAACAAAAAACUCCCAAAGAAACGAGAGAGAAGAAUCCCCCUGUGUCUGGUAAAACCAUCGCUUAUAAACCAACUCUAGCUGACCAUGGUACAAGCCAUGCAGCAAAGAAACGAUAUAAAUGCCGUGAGUGUGGGAGGAGAUUCAAGGGAAAUGCUGACCUUCGCACCCAUCAAAAAACGCACAUGGGAGAGAAGCCAUUUGACUGUCUGGAGUGUGGAAAGGCAUUUAGACAGAAGUGGGCACUUGCUGUCCAUCAAAGAAUACACUCUGGGGAGAAACCGUUUGAAUGCUUGGAGUGUGGAAAGAGAUUCCGCCAGAAGGGUGCCCUUCAAGUGCAUGAAAGAAGACACACUGGGGAGAAGCCAUUUAAAUGCCUAGAAUGUGGAAAGGCAUUCUACUCCAAUGGUGACCUUCAAGACCAUCAAAGAACUCACACUGGCGAGAGGCCAUUUAAAUGCCUGGAGUGCGGAAAGAGCUUCAGCUUGAAGAAUGGCCUUACUGCACAUCAAAGAAUCCACACUGGGAAGAAACCAUUUGAAUGUUCGCAGUGUGGGAAGAGCUUCAGGUGGAAGGAAACCCUUGCAAUACAUCAGCGAACUCACACAGACACAGGAGAGAAACCAUUUGAAUGUUCACUGCGUGGAAAGAGAUUCCUUUCCAGGCACAGCAUUGCACAUCAUGAGCUAAUUCACAGAGAAGACAAGCCAUUUAAAUGUCUGGAAUGUGGGAAAAAAUUCAGCAAUAAGCAUGUUCUUGCUAGACAUCAAAGAAUACACACAAGAGAGAAACCAUUUACCUGUCUGGAGUGUGGAAAAGCAUUUAGGGAAAAGGGAACACUUAUUGUCCAUCAAAGAAUACACUCUGGAGUGAAACCAUUUAAAUGCCUGGAGUGUGGAAAGGGAUUCCACUGCAGUAGCGCCCUUCAAGAGCAUCAAAGAAGGCACAGAGGGGAAUCACCAUAUAAAUGCCUGGAGUGCAGAAAGAGCUUCAGUGCGAAGAACAGCCUUGCUUUACAUCAAAGACUACACACAGGAGAGAAACCUUUUGAAUGUUCGCAGUGUGGAAAGAGCUUUAGAUGGAAGGUGAGCCUUGCAAUACAUCAGCGAAUUCACAUGGACACAGAAGAGAAACCAUUUGAAUGUUCACAGUGUGGGAAAAGAUUCUUUUCCAGGCACAGCCUUAGACGUCAUCAGUUAAUUCACAGAGAACAUAACGCAUUCAAAUGUCCAGAGUGUGGAAAGUGUUUCAGCAAUAAGCAUUACCUUCCUGCACAUCAAAGAAUUCACACAGGAGAAAAAACAUUCAUCUGUCUGGAGUGCGGUAAAGCUUUUAGACAAAAGGGGGCACUAACUCUCCAUCAAAGAAUUCACUCGGGAGAGAAACCAUUUAAAUGCUUGGACUGUGGACAGAGCUUCAGGUGGAAGGUGAGCCUUGCAGUACAUCAGCGAAAUCACACAAACACAGGAGAGAAACCAUUUGAAUGUUCACAGUGUGAAAAGAGAUUCUUUUCCAAGAACAGCCUUACACGUCAUCAGAUAAUUCACAAAGAAGACAACCCAUUUAAAUGUCUGGAGUGCGGAAAGAGUUGCAGUGAUAAACAUGACCUUGCAAAACAUCAAAGAAUUCACACAGGAGAGAAGCCAUUUAAAUGUCUGGAGUGUGGAAAAGCAUUUAGUCGGAAGGGGGCACUAACUGUCCAUCAAAGAACACACUCAGGGGAGAAACCAUUUGAGUGCUUGGAGUGUGGAAAGAGAUUCUGCCAGAAGGUGGCCCUUCAACGUCAUCAAAGAACUCACACAGGAGAAAAACCCUUUAAAUGCCUGGAGUGCGGAAAAAGUUUUAGUGACAAGCAUGCCUUUGCUGGGCAUCAAAAAAUUCAUACAGGAGAGAAACCGUUUCAAUGUUUGCAGUGUGGAAAGAGCUUUAGCGAGAGGAGAAGCCUUAGACAUCAUCAGACAACUUGCACAGGGGAGAAGCUUGCCAAGAGAUUCCGCCAGAGGGGUUCUCUGCUAUAUGAUCGAAGUGCUCAAACAGAGACUUCCUUGAAGGAGGAGAAAUCUGAUACCCUUAAUCAUAUCCCUCUUACUGUAAUCCUGGGGCAAGAUGAGUGGUCCUGUGACAGUGACGCCUCCUCUGAGGUUCCCAGCAAACCAUUCAACCCCAUCGUGAGCCCAGCCAUUUUUCCAGAUUCUCCCCCCACUGUCAACGGCACAACAGAGGACAGUUUGCCAUGCAUCCGGUGGGAUGCUCAGAGCCAUGGUGGGAGAGACUACCUGACUCCCAGAGUACCCUUUCUCCCAGGAAAAGCACUUGACUAAGGGCCUGCUCAGGAACAGGGCUCUCCUUAUGAAGCAGACUCCGAUGCAGCUGCGGAACCCGGGUCAGCCAGAAUAAAUGCUCCCAGACGUUUUCUUGGUUCAGAGCUCCAGCAGAGCUAUUUGUCUCCAGUUGGAGGCUGAAGACUGGAGAAACGUAUUUCUGAGACUGGGCCAUAAAUGGAGCUUGAGGAAGAGCAAGGUGCUUACUUUACAUCAAAGAAGCUGCACAGUACAAAUGAUUUAAAUAGUUGCAAAAAGUCACAUCCCCUUUCCCUGCUUUAAUGUACUAAUGGGGGGGGGGGGGCAAAAGGAGAAUAUGGAGUUGUAGGGGACUGAGUGGUAGCCAAGCCCAGGACAUUUUUCUGCCAGAAGCAAAGGACAAGGAGAUUUCUUCCUUCUCUCAGACAAACAUCGACUUAAGAGGCAACAGAACCUUAGUUUAACACUGACACUCAAUGCUCUGUUUUGCAAAGGUUUGGGUGUGGGAAGGUCCUCCUGCCAUGAAUAUCCUUGAAAGGCAUGCAAUUAAAGGUGGGUUUGGCCUUCCAGAUCUUCUUUAUGUCAUCUGGCCUAUUUGUACACAUGUGCUAAAUUUUGGUCUUUUCCACCAGAGGUCAGUUUUGGAAUCCUUUAAUCUGGAUCCUCUCUCUAAAUGGAU